CUGCUACCAUCACCUCCGCAUUCACUGUACUUGUUACCGGCUUCGCCACUCAUCUGAAUCACGAUUAAGCACCACUGACACAAUCAUGGCUGGUUCGGACUCCGCAGUAGAGCAGACGGAGAAGUCUUUGGUCCAGACAGCUAGAGCAUGGGGCGAGAACGCCUUUCCGCCUACUCUACUGGCCUCUCUUAUCACCGCACAGCACAUGCGCCCGUUCCAACCACUGCCCAUGCUAUUCCCUCCUCUCCUUCUCUUCUCGAGCUAUGCCAACCUUCAAGGAUUCAAAACCGACACUGCGGGGAUCAGCGCCGCCUGGUCUGGGCUCUACCUCCUGCUUGCGGGGCGGCGCAAGCAGCCGUUCAUGAAGAAAUGGGGCGCUCGGGGCAUUGUGCGCGGCGUGACCAUGGGUCUUUGCUUGGUCAACAUGGUGAGUGGGGGACUUGCCUAUACCCUGGGCAAGCGGGAAGAAGACGAAGAUUAGACGGCAUGGGUAUAACUGUAUAGAUUGGGCCCAUUCUGCAGGGCCUGAAGAUCCAUCGAAGAUUUAUUUAUGUACGAUAAUGUCCGCCAAACACACGGAUGAGGGCGUCGCUUUGGGCAUGGUGUUAUGGUCGUCGCUGAGACAAAAGCAAAUUGGUUUCUGGCAUACAGAAUGUUGAAAUGCGCUGUCUAUGUGUAUACGUGGUAUGAAAAAAGAUUUACAAUGGUUGCGACUGGCGG
This is a messenger RNA of Aspergillus aculeatinus CBS 121060, 720 nucleotides long. RefSeq lists its product as uncharacterized. NCBI's taxonomy places the organism in Eukaryota, Fungi, Ascomycota, Eurotiomycetes, Eurotiales, Aspergillaceae. The transcript has 3 exons. The coding region runs from base 86 to 481 and encodes 131 amino acids. The record is from RefSeq and is a predicted model, not a curated record.